Molecule: messenger RNA, 201 nt
Organism: Botrytis byssoidea
Lineage: Eukaryota; Fungi; Ascomycota; Leotiomycetes; Helotiales; Sclerotiniaceae
Exons: 2
Coding region: 1-201 (66 amino acids)
Source: RefSeq, a predicted model, not a curated record
AUGCACGAUACAGCAGAGUUCGCCGCUACCUGCAAGGCUGAAACGUUAAUUUCCUCUUCGCACGAGGCUAUCGCUGAUGUCCGUCUCUUUGCUUGGGGUUUGGAAUCGAGAGUUGGGGUUUGCUGUGGACUGGUGAAGGACAUGUCUCGUGGAGGAGUCAUCAGUUUUGAUAUCGACGAUGAAGGAUAUAUUAAGAUAUGA